GUUAAAUAUCGCCCUUUUUCUUGUGGAGUUCGAUGGCGCAGUUGGUAAAAACACAUGACAAUUCAUACUUACAAAAGCUUGACACUGAUUUACUUGGUGGGGACCUGGUUCAAGCACAACGCCGUUAAAACAGAGUGAGGAUAAAAUGCAUAAAAUCUAUCAUCAUAGGCCUUGAGUAAAUACAAGUCCACACAAGUGAAAGAUGGAUGAGAUCAAAGGAAUCUGUCGAGAAGAAAUAGCCCUCGAAGGGUUGGAUGGAAUCACUUUUGGAAGUUUGUGGUUCCGACUCCAAAAUUGCAUGCCUGCGUUUCCGUUACCGAUUGAUGACUACACUAAACCGUUUAUCUGGGAGCUUAUCUCAUCCUUGGAAGAUGUCAACUUCUUCGAGCUUCCUACAGCCCGGCCACCGAUAACAGUUGCUGAUGAUGCAAAAGAGUUUUCGGAGUUACUAGCUACCUACGUGUGGUUUGACCAGGUUGCAGUGGAACCGCAACAGGUGGUUAAUGAUGAGGAAAGUGCACUAAGGGGAUGCUCAACCACUUACUACACCCGUAAAAACAUUACUUCAGAAGUCCGCCCAGAAACAGGAAAAAUCCUUACGUUUGCCGAAGUUGAAAGCAGGUGA
Molecule: messenger RNA, 625 nt
Organism: Anneissia japonica
Lineage: Eukaryota; Metazoa; Echinodermata; Crinoidea; Comatulida; Comatulidae
Product: general transcription factor 3C polypeptide 1-like
Exons: 4
Coding region: 203-625 (140 amino acids)
Biological process (GO): 5S class rRNA transcription by RNA polymerase III; transcription initiation at RNA polymerase III promoter
Cellular component (GO): transcription factor TFIIIC complex
Molecular function (GO): DNA binding
Source: RefSeq, a predicted model, not a curated record